AUGUUGACUACGACUGACACUAUUGUUAAGGUUGGGAAAUGCGCUAGCACUGGGGAGGACAUUUCAUUAUCUUACGAUACCUUUGGCAAUUCAAAAGACCCGUGUUUACUUCUUGUGGUGGGUCUCGCUGGUGUUGGGCGGGUUUGGCGUGAUGCUUUCUGUGAGAUGAUUGCGAAAAAAGGUUUCUACGUGGUGCGGUACGACAAUCGCGAUGUUGGGCUGUCAACUCAUUUGGACAAUCAACCCACUCCUAACGUCAUGCAGUGUUUACUUCCACAGUUUCUCUCAUUUUUGAGAAAAGUGCCGUAUACGCUGGAGGAUAUGGCAGCUGAUGGGAUGAAUCUUUUGACUGCUCUCGGUAUUGAAAGAGCGCAUGUGGUGGGUUCCAGUAUGGGUGGCAUGAUUGCACAAAUUAUGGCUAUCAAGUACCCGAGUCGUGUACGAAGCCUUGGCAUCAUAUACUCUCACACGGGCUCUAGUAAACGAGUUCCGGAAACAUUUUCCACAAAGUUGCUGUUUAUGAAAAAACCAAAAAGCUCGGCGCUGGAGGAUGUGGUUGAUUUCAAGUGUGCACUCGCCCGCCACUUCCGUGGCCCCGGGUAUAACGUAGAUGAGGAGGAAUUCAGGAAGUUAGCAAAAGAACAGCUUGAACGCGCAAAUGAUUACCCACAGGGAAUGUUGCGACAAUUGGCUGCUAUUUUGUCAGCUAAGAGCCGUGAGGAGUGUUUGAAAACCAUCACCAUCCCCACAUUGAUCAUUCAUGGUAUGCUAGACGAAGUUGUGCCGUACCAAAAUGGACUUCAGAUUGCUGAAGCUGUCGGCCCGGCAGCAAAACUUGUGAUUUACCCGCGUAUGGGACACGAGAUACCGGUUGAACUGAUGCCUUCAAUUUCGCAAGAAAUUGCCGAUAACUGUGGACGGGAACUGACUCUGGCUUAA
This is a messenger RNA of Trypanosoma brucei brucei TREU927, 939 nucleotides long. RefSeq names its product hydrolase, alpha/beta fold family, putative. The record is from RefSeq and is a predicted model, not a curated record. The transcript has a single exon. Lineage: Eukaryota; Euglenozoa; Kinetoplastea; Trypanosomatida; Trypanosomatidae. Bases 1 to 939 code for a protein of 312 amino acids.